GACUGUCAUAUGAUCGAAUUUUCACGAGAUUAUUGGGUUAGGACCAAAAGUCAUUAAAAUUUUACUAAAACUUAAUAAUAAUUUCACUCUAAUAAAUAAAUAAUAACAUAAUUAAAAUGUUAAAAUUAAUUUUAUUAACUCUGUGUACACUAGCAUCCGUUUACGGUGAUGGAGAUUUUGUAAUAUUACACAGUCCAGAAACAGUUCACUUCAAAGGCGCGGAUCAAAUAAAUCAGACUCUCUUGAAGGAAGUAUUUACAGGUGUCUUAGGAUACACUGUUAAAAAAUACGAUAAUUGGCAAGGAGUUGAGAUAACAGAUCCAUUCAAUCCACCUGAAGCAGUAGUCAGCAUAGCAAUUGAUGGUGUUGAGUCUCUAGAUUCACCACGUGGCAAACGAUUUCCAUUGAUCGUCGACGAGGUUGAAGAGACGACUUGGCAAGCAGUAAGUCGUCGUCUUGGAGAACGGGAUAAUAACAAUACUUUAGUAAGAAUUUGCGUCGGAGAUGGUGUAAAUGCUCUGGGGCAAUCAGCGCUAGGAGAAUUGAAGCCAAAUACCAUUGACGAGUCUACAAUUAAAUUCUUGGAUCUAAAACUAGAUGAGGACCGUAAAUUUAUUGAAGAAAUUCAACUCCUCCGUGCUAUCGCUCAAAAAGUUCCCUCAACUGUCAUCGCAAAUUCAAAACCUGAUAUUUACUGGCUGGUAGUGUCCGGUCUCCAACCGGUGAUUGAAUUGCAUGGAAAAACUUCUCGGGCUGCUCAAGAAGCUUUAAAUUUAUUAAACAGCGUCCUCGAUGACGUAUCAAACGCUUUUAUUGACGUCUACAACGGUAAUGUUGUAAUUGCUGUCUUUACAAAUGAUGCUAACAAAGUUAGAAAUACCAGAUCGAUUGAUAAUUUACGAGUCCGUCGUGCAGAGCCGGUAACUGAUAGCUCAGCAAGUUCAGAAAAACCUAGAGAUUCUACUUCAUCUUCAUCAGCUCCCAUAUCGUUGAAAGACGUAAAUCUGGCUAAAAAAUACACAGCCAACUAUCCUGUUAUCUUCAAUAUUUUUCUCUGGUUCAGUGUCAUCUUUGUCUUUUCUCUCAUUGCCAUUUGCAUUGCGAUCGCGGAUAUGGAUCCCGGGCGCGAUUCAAUAAUUUACAGAAUGACUUCCAACAGAAUGAAGAAGGAUAAUUAAUCAUACAUAAGAUUACUAUUUAAAGCUAUUAAGUAAAUAUUUAACAAGAUAAAUUGUUCGUUAUCAUUUGAAAUACGUUUUAAGACGUUAAAGAAUUAGAUAAACUUAUUUUUAAUUAUAAUUCCACUGUAUGUUGAGUGAUUUGUGCGUGCUAGACCAGAGUAUCUUGUAUAAUAAUUGUAUAAUUAUGCUCUAGCAAUGUACCUAAUCCAGUAUUUAUCAACGGUAUAUACAUACACACAAUUGUAAAAAACAAAAUAAUUAUCAUUAUAAGUUGUAUAAAAUAUUAAUAACCGUGAAUUUAUUCAAAUAGAUUUUAUUGUAAUAGAUAUUCAAGGAUUUAAAAAUAUAAAUAUAUAUAAUAAUAGUUUUAAAAUAA
Molecule: messenger RNA, 1557 nt
Organism: Microplitis demolitor
Lineage: Eukaryota; Metazoa; Arthropoda; Insecta; Hymenoptera; Braconidae
Gene: ATP6AP2
Product: ATPase H(+)-transporting accessory protein 2
Exons: 7
Coding region: 117-1178 (353 amino acids)
Biological process (GO): positive regulation of Wnt signaling pathway
Cellular component (GO): external side of plasma membrane; membrane
Molecular function (GO): signaling receptor activity
Source: RefSeq, a predicted model, not a curated record